Anopheles cruzii is the source of this 696-nucleotide messenger RNA. RefSeq lists its product as uncharacterized. The transcript has 4 exons. Lineage: Eukaryota; Metazoa; Arthropoda; Insecta; Diptera; Culicidae. The coding region runs from base 1 to 522 and encodes 173 amino acids. The record is from RefSeq and is a predicted model, not a curated record.
AUGUUGAGCGAUACGACUGAAAGUCUGUUCGAGUCCUUGCCGCAAUUAACCAAAUUGGAGAGCUAUUCUGUUGGUGUGGAUUUUUUGAAGAAACUCUUUGAAAUUGCUCCACAAAUAAGCAGCUUGACGACGAUCGUAGAUACCCCAGCUUUACAUUUCAUCUGCGAAAACUUUAAGAAUCUCAGUUUCUUGGAUUUGCUAUUUACGGCCGAUGAUCAGGAGGAAAGCGAUGCCUUGGCCAGAAUUGAUCAGUUGGCUCGACUGAAGGAACUUGUUUUAAUAAGCUGUCCCGUGCGCAAUGUUGUUUUCCCUCACAGCAAUGUUCGUUGCUUGACAUUGAAAACGUGUAAAAAGUUAACGGACGAAGAUCUUCUCAAGUUACCAGAACGGUUCCCCAUGCUGAAACGAUUGACAAUUAAAUAUUGUAAUUUGGUAUCUGUGGCUGGCAUCAAUCUGCUGCACAAAUCUAUUCCAACUUGUAGAAUCGACUUAAAUGGGCAACGAUUCUAUCCCCUGGCUUGAAAAUACGAUGGAACUGAAUGUGAAGGAAUAUUUCGUUGUAGGUUGAAAAGAAUCUGUACAUUUAGAAAUGUAAGGGUGAUUUUCAAUGGUAAGCUAUGUAAUGUUAAUUUUUACCACUAACAGCGCCAGUCAGCUUCAUUGACCAGAACGGCACAAGAGCCUUAAAGAUAGGGU